Penicillium expansum is the source of this 915-nucleotide messenger RNA. RefSeq lists its product as uncharacterized. Lineage: Eukaryota; Fungi; Ascomycota; Eurotiomycetes; Eurotiales; Aspergillaceae. The record is from RefSeq and is a predicted model, not a curated record. The coding region runs from base 1 to 915 and encodes 304 amino acids. The transcript is spliced from 3 exons.
AUGACCACAACCAAUCUCCAGGAUAGCUACCAAGGCUCAUAUCGCGCUGGGACGAUCGCGAUGACUGUCCUGGGCGUCGUGUUUGUGAUUUUACGGUUUUUGGCACGGUGGAAGAAGUCACUAAAGCCAGGCCCGGACGAUUAUGUUAUCAUGGCCGCUUUAGCUCCUUUCUUGACUCUCGUUGGAUUGAUGUUAGCCUCAACUACCAAAGUUUCUAUCCUGCUCAUGUACUGCCGCAUCUUCCCCACGAGAGAAAUUCGCAUUGCCUCUAUGAUUUUGGGUGGGAUAUCAAUCGCGUGGAGCAUGUCUAUUAUCCUCGUGAGCGUGUUCCAAUGCACUCCGAUUGCGCGAGCCUGGGACACCCGCAUUCCCGGAACCUGUAUCAACCUCAAAGGCUCGUUUAUCGGAAACGCAGUGCCCAACGUCAUCACCGAUAUUCUCAUUCUGUGUCUACCGGUGCGGGUGGUGUGGGGACUACACGCAAGUAUCACGCACCGACUCGUUAUCUUCACCAGUGUCUAUCGUUUCACUACCCUUUUUGAGUUCAACCCGACGGAUAUUGCCUGGACACUCGGAAAGUCUUGCACCUGGUGUGUCGUUGAAUGCUCAGCGGGUAUCAUUUCCGCCUGCAUGCCGACCCUGCGUCCAUUGUUCAUGAUCGUUUCAUCCAAAUUUGCCAGCCGGUCUGGUACUCAAAGAACACGAACGACAGAUAUCGAGCAUUCUAAAGGAUAUGAGUUGGACAAUUCUGCCUUACGACCGUCGGAUGAGCCGCGUAAUAAAACUAGAGUACAUCUAGAUGUGUCCCGUGCUGACGAUGGAUCUGAGGAUGAGGUGCCGUUGAAUGCCAUCCGAGUUCAACAGGAUAUGACAUGGCAGGAAUCCAGGGGUGAUUCCUUUCGGGGAUAUAAAUAA